Messenger RNA from Penicillium waksmanii, 4467 nucleotides. Its product is annotated as putative ABC multidrug transporter. Gene Ontology annotation, biological process: transmembrane transport. Gene Ontology annotation, molecular function: ATP hydrolysis activity; ABC-type transporter activity; ATP binding. The transcript has 4 exons. Gene Ontology annotation, cellular component: membrane. Lineage: Eukaryota; Fungi; Ascomycota; Eurotiomycetes; Eurotiales; Aspergillaceae. The annotation marks the transcript as partial. The record is from RefSeq and is a predicted model, not a curated record.
AUUCCAUUCUUCCCCGGAUCGGAGGCCGUCUCCUCCUAUCUUUUAACCAUGUCUUCCUCUUCAGAACAUACACAUGAUGAGGAUCAUUGGUCGAAGGAUGAUUCAACACCAACAUACGAGCCAUUGAACUAUAUCGAACAGCACGACGUGGAGACGCUCACGCGGAUUGCUACUCAACAAUCUCGCCGACAGUCAAUUAUUCCUACUCAUCGUCUUGCAUCAGUUGCUCAACACGAUGCCUCAUUGAACCCUCAAUCGAAAGAAUUUGACCUUCGGAAAUGGCUCGGUAUGGCCAUGAGCGACGCCCAGCGCGAUGGCACCCAUCGCGGCCAGAACUUGGGAAUUGUCUUCAAGAACCUCAAUGUCUACGGAUCAGGGGCAGCUUUGCAAUUCCAGGAUACUGUUGACUCCAUGUUGACUGCCCCUCUUCGAAUUCCACAGACGAUUCGUGAAUCACACGCCCCCAAAAGGCGAAUUCUGAAGGACUUCAAUGGUCUAGUGAAGAAGGGUGAAUUGCUUCUGGUCCUAGGUCGCCCUGGCUCUGGUUGCAGUACCAUGCUUAAAACUAUUACUGGUGAACUGCAUGGUCUGGAGCUUGACAAAGAUAGCACCAUUCACUAUAACGGCAUUCCCCAAUCUCGCAUGAUUAAGGAGUACAAAGGCGAAGUGGUAUACAACCAAGAGGUCGAUCGCCAUUUCCCCCAUUUGACGGUCGGACAAACACUGGAAUUUGCCAGUGCGACACGAACCCCAACUCAUCGCUUCGAAGGCAUGUCUCGCUCGGAGUUCUCCAAGUAUAUGGCACAAGUUGUGAUGGCGGUCUUUGGUCUCAGUCACACCUACAACACGCGGGUCGGAGAUGACUUCAUUCGUGGUGUCUCCGGUGGUGAAAGAAAGCGUGUUAGUAUUGCUGAGAUGGCUGUGGCAGCAGCUCCCCUAGGAGCUUGGGAUAACUCCACUCGAGGUCUCGACUCGGCAACAGCCUUGAAGUUUGUCGAAUCCUUGCGCCUUCUUUCGGAUCUCUCUGGCUCUUCUCACUUCGUUGCUGCCUACCAAGCUAGCCAAAAUAUCUAUGACAUCUUUGAUAAGGUUGUUGUUCUUUAUGAAGGUCGACAGGUUUUCUUUGGACAAGCCAAGGUCGCAAAGGAAUUUUUCGAGCGACAAGGAUGGGUUUGCCCACCUCGACAGACGACUGGAGACUUCCUCACCUCAGUGACAAACGCUGAUGAGCGUCAGGCUCAACCUGGCAUGGAAAAUCGUGUUCCUCGCACCCCUGAGGAUUUCGAGAAAUUUUGGCUUAACUCUCCCGAGUACACACAGCUUCAAAAAGAAAUUGCUGACUACGAGGAAGAAUACCCAAUGGAAGCAGACUCCUCAGCUGCCAUUGAACUCCAGGAGAAGAAGCGUGGCAAACAGGCCAAGCACACCCGCCCCAAGUCACCAUAUAUUAUCAGCGUGCCUAUGCAGAUCAAGCUGAACACGGUUCGUGCCUAUCAGCGCCUCUGGAAUGAUGCAGCCGCAACAGUCUCUACUGUGGUUAGUAACAUCAUUAUGGCACUGAUUAUCGGAUCCGUUUUCUACAAUUCCCCCGCCGUGACCUCUGGCUUCCAAGCUCGUGGAGCCACCCUCUUCUUUGCUGUCCUGCUCAACGCUCUUACUGCAAUGAGUGAAAUCAACAGUCUUUAUUCCCAGCGCCCAAUUGUUGAAAAGCAUAAUUCAUAUGCUUUUUAUCAUCCGUUCACAGAGGCAAUGGCUGGUAUAGCAGCGGAUAUACCUGUCAAAUUUACCCUCGCCGUCGCCUUCAACAUCAUCAUUUACUUCCUUUCUGGUCUUAAGCGAGAAGCUGGACAAUUCUUCUUGUACUUUCUGGUUACAUUCCUGAUUAUGUUUGUCAUGAGUGCGGUGUUCCGAACUUUGGCAGCUGUCACGAAGACAAUCUCUCAGGCCAUGGGUCUGGCUGGUGUCAUGAUCCUCGCUCUCGUCGUGUAUACAGGUUUUGUCUUACCAGUGCCAUCCAUGCAUCCCUGGUUUGAGUGGAUUCAUUAUCUGAAUCCUAUCUACUACGCCUUUGAAAUCCUAAUCGCCAACGAAUUCCAUGGGAGGGAUUUCCCUUGCUCGCAAUUUGUCCCCUCUUAUGCUGAUAUGUCGGGAACCUCAUUUUCCUGCUCCGUCAUUGGAUCCGUCGCUGGUGAACAAACUGUCAACGGCGACCGAUACAUCUGGUUGAACUACAGGUACACCUAUGAGCAUGUAUGGCGCAACCUUGGAAUCCUGUUCGCUUUCCUGGUCGGCUUUAUGGCUAUCUACUUCAUUGCUUGCGAGUUGAACUCCUCCACCACUAGCACCGCCGAGGCUCUUGUUUUCCGCCGUGGCCAUGAGCCUGCUUACAUGCGCCGUGGCCAAGAGAAAUCUGGCGACGAUGUUGAGAAUACGACCGAAGCUCCGGUAAAACAGACCACCUCUGAUGGAGAAGAAGGCCAGGGAAUGUCUGCUAUUCAACCUCAAACUGAUGUUUUUACUUGGCGCGAUGUCUCUUACGAUAUUGAGAUCAAGGGUGAGCCCCGACGACUUUUGGAUCAUGUUUCUGGAUGGGUCAAGCCAGGCACUCUCACUGCACUUAUGGGUGUUAGUGGUGCUGGUAAGACUACUCUUCUAGAUGUUCUGGCUCAUCGAACCUCCAUCGGUGUUGUCACUGGCGAUAUGUUUGUCAAUGGAAAGAGCCUCGAUGCUAGCUUCCAGCGGAAAACCGGCUACGUUCAGCAGCAGGAUCUUCACCUUGAAACUGCAACUGUUCGCGAGAGUUUGCGAUUCAGUGCUCUUCUGCGUCAGCCUGCCAGUGUCUCGAUGAAGGAAAAGUACGACUAUGUCGAGCAGGUCAUCGGGAUGCUUCGAAUGGAAGACUUUGCCGAAGCAAUCGUCGGUGUGCCUGGUGAAGGUCUGAAUGUCGAGCAGCGUAAGCUGUUGACUAUCGGUGUUGAAUUGGCUGCGAAGCCUAAGCUUCUUCUCUUUUUGGACGAACCCACCAGUGGUCUCGACUCCCAAAGUUCUUGGGCUAUUUGCUCUUUCUUGCGCAAGCUUGCCGAGCAUGGCCAAGCAGUUCUUUGCACAAUUCACCAGCCUAGCGCCAUUCUCUUCCAGCAAUUUGAUCAACUCCUGUUCUUAGCCCGAGGUGGUAAGACCGUUUACUUUGGUCCUGUCGGCGAACAAUCUCGCACCCUCUUGGACUACUUUGAGGCCAACGGUGCCCGAAAGUGCGAUGACAGCGAGAACCCCGCUGAGUUCAUGCUUGAUGUGGUCAAUGCUGGAACGAACCCCCAAGGCCAAGAUUGGUUUGAUGUCUGGAAGCAAAGCAAGGAAUCCGUCGCCGUCCAGGCCGAGAUCGACCGCAUUCACAAGGAAAAGCAAGGUCAACAGGCUGAGGCCGAGGAUGCUUCUGCCACCGCCGAGUUUGCCAUGCCAUUCUGGUUCCAACUGUACCAAGUCACCUAUCGUGUUUUCCAACAGUACUGGCGCAUGCCCUCGUACGUUGUCUCCAAGUGGGGACUGGGUAUUGCAGCUGGUCUCUUCAUCGGGUUCUCAUUUUACCAAGCCAAAACUUCACUGCAAGGAAUGCAGACAAUCAUCUACUCGGUUUUCAUGCUUUGCACAAUCUUCACAUCUCUGGUGCAGCAAUUGAUGCCUCUCUUCGUUACCCAACGGUCCCUCUAUGAGGUUCGCGAGAGGCCCUCCAAGGCCUAUUCCUGGAAGGCCUUCCUCAUCGCCAACGUCAUUGUCGAAAUCCCCUAUAUGGCCGUCACCGGUAUUCUCAUCUUUGCUUGUUAUUUCUACGCCGUCGUGGGUAUCCCCAGCUCUCUCAGCCAAGGCACUGUCCUUCUUUUCUGCAUCCAAUUUUUCAUCUACGCCAGCACAUUUGCCCAAAUGUGCAUUGCCGCUCUGCCCGAUGCCCAGACUGCCAGCGCAGUCGUCGUCCUUCUUUUCGCAAUGUCUCUCACUUUCAACGGUGUGAUGCAGCCCCCAUCCGCCCUCCCAGGAUUCUGGAUAUUCAUGUACCGCGUCUCGCCCUUCACAUACUGGGUUGGAGGCAUGGUAUCAACCCAGGUUCACGAUCGAGCUAUUGAAUGUUCCGAGUCUGAACUCUCCAUCUUUGAUCCGCCAUCUGGCCAAACAUGCUGGCAGUAUCUUGAGAAGUAUGCGACCUUGGCCGGCGGUCAAGUGCUUAACAAGGACGCUACUUCCAGUUGCGAGUACUGCUCUCUGCAGGUUGCUGAUCAGUUUACGGCGCAAUCGGGGAUCUACUACUCCGACCGCUGGAGAAACUUUGGCAUCGUCUGGGCCUUUAUCAUCUUCAAUAUCUUCAUGGCUACCGUUCUCUACUACACUUUCCGGGUCAAGAAAUGGAGUCUUGACGGCAUCAAGCAGAAGCUUGGCAGCUUCAUCCCAUCGAAGAAAUCCAAGGCUGGUCAAUAA